CUCGAGGGGGUGAAAGGGUGCGGUGUACUUCCUCGGUGGCUCCACCGGCGAACAAAUUUGUUUCCUUUAUGGACUAACGUUUGUAGGAGCUUCAGUUGAUUAUCAUCAGAGUGGAUCACGGGAAGCAUGUCACACAGAGUCUUCAUAUCAGUCUUCAUCCACUAUGAGGAGAGGCGAUAAACCCACAACCUACGAGGAGAGACGAUGAACCCACACUUGACACCAUGCAGUGAUGGAAACCCACCUCCACUGGCAAGAUGAGUUUGUCCACCCAGCCUCGUCCAUCAGGGUCACCGCUCUCCUCUGUGUCCUUCCCCAUGGACGUAGCGACUCUUCCCAUGCAGGGUCUCUACAACCACUCCAACGCCACAGGUGUGUCAGUGCCACACGCCUUCACCUGGGAGACGGUUCUGAUCGUCCUCAUAACGGGACCCUUGUCUGCUGUCACCAUCAUCGGAAACCUUCUGGUCAUAAUCUCCUUCCGGAUCAACUCUCACCUGCGGACGGUCAGCAACUACUUCCUGUUGAGCUUAGCGGUGGCCGACCUUAUUCUGGGCACGGUGUCCAUGAACCUCUACACGACCUACAUAAUUCUUGGACGAUGGUCACUGGGCAACCUCGCUUGUGAUGUCUGGUUAGCCGUCGACUACGUGGCCAGCAAUGCCUCGGUGAUGAAUCUGCUGGCCAUCUGCUGCGAUCGGUACCUGUCUGUCACCCGACCUCUGACCUACAGAGCCAAGAGAACCCCAAAGAGGGCAGCCAUUAUGAUUGCCUUGGCCUGGGGAGUGUCCCUGAUGAUCUGGGCGCCCCCUAUCUUAUUCUGGGAGGACAUCGUAGGGGAGAGGAAGGUUCCAGAAGGUGACUGCUCAGUUCAGUUCUUCUACGUGCCGGUGAUUACCUUUGUCACGGCCAUCGCGGCGUUCUACCUGCCGGUCACCAUCAUGGCGGUGCUGUACUGGAGGGUCUACCGAGAGACGGAACGCCGCUCACAGCAGCUAGCUGGACUGACUGGCGCAGUGACCACCGCCCUGGCUAUCACAUCACAGGCCUCAGGGCAGCAGUUCUCCCAGUCUAGCAGUAGCAAUGCCAGCAUCUCUGGAGAGCCCCAGUCCCCGAGCCCUACCAAGGCAGAGCCUGACGGGCCGAGCCAGGGAAACGACGUGGCCGGCUGCUGGCUCACAGUCCUGCACUGUCUCAAGGGCCAGAGCCAGAGCAGCAGCUACACCCACGCCAGCAGCAGCAGCCUGGACAGCAUGGGCGGCCAUGGCAACAGCGAGGACUUCAACAGGAGUGUGCAGAUGCCGUUGGUUCCCUUGGGCGAUGGUGACCGCGAUGCCGCAGAGACUGAGGAUCACUCAGUCGCCGAACGGCCUCCUGUCGCCCGCAGGGGUGGCACCCUCUCGCCCGCCCGCCCGCACUCCAUCGCCCUCCUGGCGGCGGCGACAACGUGCGGCGCGUCACGGACCCUCCGCAGGCUCCGCGGCGGCCCUUCCUCGCUGAUCCGUGAGCGCAAGGCAGCGCGGACGCUCAGCGCCAUCCUGCUGGCGUUCAUCGUCACGUGGACGCCGUACAACAUCAUGGUGCUGGUGUCCACCUUCUGCGGGGGCAGCUGCAUCCCCGAGCAGCUCUGGCAGCUGGGCUACUGGUUGUGCUACGUCAACAGCACCGUCAACCCCGUCUGCUACGCCCUCUGCAACCAGCACUUCCGCGUCACCUUCAAGGAGUUGCUGUUGUGCAGGUGGAACGGGGACCGGAGGAGGAGGAAGAGGUGGGUAAGACCCGGGGUGGGGUGAUGAGGUGAACGUCGCAGACGCUGGCCAUCGACUGCACACACACACUCCUUCCUUCUAACUCCAUUUGUUUGUGGAUGCAGAUGGACAUGACCAUUUGAAGAGCCUGCAAUGCAUAAUACAAGGCAAGAGGCCUACUAGUAUGUAUUACUGUCCUAAUAGGGUGUCUUUGUAGCAGUACAGCACCGGCGGCACAAGCUUGUAACAGACACGUGGAAGUUUUUCUGUCAGAGGUUAAUGUAGCACUAGUUAGUAUUUCUGUCAUGGUCUGGUUUAUGAAAACCUAACAAAUGUCUUGCCAAUUCAUGACUUGGUUUGGAGUCUCAGGGCACAUGACUCAGAGGGGUGUUUUUGAGCACUUAAUUGUAGUGAUGGGCAAAUAAACCUUUGGUGAACCACUGAACCACAGCAGUGUGAACCUAGUGAC
This is a messenger RNA of Alosa alosa (allis shad), 2217 nucleotides long. It is a transcript of the gene chrm1a, whose product is annotated as cholinergic receptor, muscarinic 1a. Gene Ontology annotation, biological process: chemical synaptic transmission; adenylate cyclase-inhibiting G protein-coupled acetylcholine receptor signaling pathway; G protein-coupled receptor signaling pathway, coupled to cyclic nucleotide second messenger. Gene Ontology annotation, cellular component: synapse; plasma membrane; dendrite. Gene Ontology annotation, molecular function: G protein-coupled acetylcholine receptor activity; G protein-coupled serotonin receptor activity. Bases 258 to 1793 code for a protein of 511 amino acids. The transcript is spliced from 3 exons. The record is from RefSeq and is a predicted model, not a curated record. Lineage: Eukaryota; Metazoa; Chordata; Actinopteri; Clupeiformes; Clupeidae.